Molecule: messenger RNA, 651 nt
Organism: Dendronephthya gigantea
Lineage: Eukaryota; Metazoa; Cnidaria; Anthozoa; Malacalcyonacea; Nephtheidae
Product: 52 kDa repressor of the inhibitor of the protein kinase-like
Exons: 2
Coding region: 1-651 (216 amino acids)
Source: RefSeq, a predicted model, not a curated record
AUGGCACGACGCACUGUUGGGAUUGAUGAACAGUUAAACCAGAUAGCUCAACAGCAGAUCCAAAAAAAUCGUGAGAAGAUGAGGUCUAUUAUUAAGACCGUCGUCUUUUGUGGUCAUAAUGCCGUGGCAUUGCGAGGUGCAAGAGAUGACAAUCCCGACGACGAAACUCUUCAGGGUAACUUCCAAGCUUUGCUGGCGUUUCGUGUUGACAGUGGAGACAAGACGCUACAAGAACACUUUGAGAAUGCCCCUCGAAAUGCUACCUACCGUUCGAAAACGAUACAGAACAAGAUCAUUAACACUGUUGGCAGCUACAUAACUUCAAAGAUCUCAGCAGAAAUUGUAGAAAGCAAGCUGUUUUCAGUGGUGGCAGACGAGGCAGCUGAUAUCUCCAACAAAGAGCAGCUCUCUUUAGUGCUACGAUUUGUUGACUCAACUCAACAGAUUCGAGAGGAGUUUGUUGGCUUCUACCAUUGUGAAGCUGGAACCAGUGGAGUGGCAUUGAAGAACAUGAUCCUGAAGGCUGUAGCUGACCUUGGUUUGUCAAUGGCCAACUGCAGAGGGCAGUCUUAUGAUGGUGCUGGCAAUACGGCAGGAAAGUACAAUGGUGUUUCUACACUUAUCCAAGCAAAUUUACUCGCGAAAUCAUAA